GGUUAAAGUUGAACAUUUUUGUUUCCUGUAACAUGCUAUACGUGUUUUAAGCUGUGAUCGACUUAAAAAAAUUGAUAGCCUACAAACUGUCCAGUCUAAAUCAUGGUACUACUGGAAAACGACUCGUUUUUGACAGAACUUACACGGCUGUUUCAGAGGUGUAGAACCACUGGAAGUGUUUACAUCACACUAAAGAAAUAUGAUGGUAGAAUAAAACCUGUUCCCCGAAAAGAAAACGCUGAGACCUUUGAUCCCGUGGACAACAAGUGCCUCCUCAGAGCAACAGAUGGAAAGAAGAAGAUUAGCACAGUUGUUAGCUCCAAAGAAGUAAUAAAAUUCCAGAUGGCUUACUCAAACCUGUUAAGAGCUCACAUGGACGGACUGAAGAAGAAAGACAAAAAGAGCAAAACCAAGAAGUCGAAGGCGACCCAGUGAUGAGGCGGACUGUUAUCUUGCUAAUUUCUGAACAGUUCUUCAACACUGACCCCCCUCUUAACCCCCUGGACAAUCCGCCUGAGAUAUGAGAAGGGUCCAUAGCAACAAUAGCUCUAAACACCUUGGUGGAGAUAUGCUGGUGUUUUGACACGGCUUAAACCUUGGAAUUGCUUGGUAAACCAUCCGCUCAGUUUUACAUUUGUUUGAUAUUAGUAAUCAUUUUUUAAUUCGUGCAUCAUAUUUUGAGUGUUUAGAUGUGCUUGGGGUCGCACUUUUUUCGUUUUUUGGUUUAUAAAACUGUAUUUUACAAACUUGAAAAGGAGGGAAACUGCUCAAUACUAGUGUUGCUAUUGAUUCUGAACUUGUCAGAGCAAAAUCUACAUCAGGAUACAGUUUGGGCGUAAAGCUGUGUUAUUGUAUGUUACAGUAGACCGCAAGUCUCUAUUUGAAUAAAAAAAGGCUGAAUUUUAAUUUAAACAUGACUGGCAAAAUAAACUUUAACGGAAAAUACUAAAAGUUUAAAAGCUGCAUACAAAUCUUACUUAUUUUUUAUUCAUACACAGCACCUUGUCCAUUCUGUAUUAAUCCUCGUAAUUAAUACCUACAAUACCAUGGCUUCUAGAAAUAUAUCUUUAAAGCUGGAGAUUACUGUACGUCACAAAUAUAGGGGGAUUUACAAAAUGAGUUGGUUACUUUAUAAUUCAGUUGUCAGAAAAGCAGAGGAAUGACAUUUGGAGGAUGGCUGCACCAAAUGACCAUUUGGAAGGGUUAAAUAACAUUUGCUAUAACAUUAAGAAUGGUAUAGUGCAACGUUCCCCUUUGGAGACAGUUAUUGAAGAACAGCAUGCUUCAAUUUGGUUAAUUGUGGAUUUCCUUUGCAUCUUUACAAACUGUACAACAGUCUUUAUUAAAAACUUACUAAGAAUUGGGAAGCGGCGUGUCAUAGCUGCUUUAAGGAAAGGCUUUUAAUUUUGUUAGAUUCUUUUGAAAGGAAAAAAGUACUUUUCAGUUGUCUUAAAUGCGUAGGUGGCACCUAACUGGUUAUAAAGGUGUUACAAAAAUGCCAUUCUCAACACUAACUUUUUUCACUUGUUUUGGAAUCUCAAAAUAAACCUUUUAGUUGACAAUUAA
Molecule: messenger RNA, 1566 nt
Organism: Polyodon spathula (Mississippi paddlefish)
Lineage: Eukaryota; Metazoa; Chordata; Actinopteri; Acipenseriformes; Polyodontidae
Product: signal recognition particle 14 kDa protein-like
Exons: 5
Coding region: 103-435 (110 amino acids)
Biological process (GO): SRP-dependent cotranslational protein targeting to membrane
Cellular component (GO): signal recognition particle, endoplasmic reticulum targeting
Molecular function (GO): 7S RNA binding; endoplasmic reticulum signal sequence receptor activity
Source: RefSeq, a predicted model, not a curated record